This is a messenger RNA of Adineta steineri, 1373 nucleotides long. Lineage: Eukaryota; Metazoa; Rotifera; Eurotatoria; Adinetida; Adinetidae. The record is from the annotation of a GenBank genome assembly.
AUGAACUUAGCUGUUCCAUUAUCGCCAACAUCAUCGGGUUUUCAUCGUUCUCAUUCAGAUCGUGAUCUAUUAGCAAAUGAACGUCGUUUAACGCGUACUCAUUUAAAUAGUUCAUCUUCAUCAUCAAAUCUCGCAUCACAAUCAACGAAUACUACAUCUAAUAUAUCAGCACCAACAUCACCUACAGCUACAUCAUCUAAUCCAGCACAUCUUCCAUGGGAUUGUUUACAGAAAUGGUUAUAUGGUAUUGCUGUCGUAACAUUUGAUUUAGAAUUAGGACAAUCAAUCGAAUAUCUGUUACCAAAGCAUUGUAAAUUAAGUGAUAAAGAAAAAUUGAAUUUAUCUUAUUUAUCAUUUCCGGAUACAAAUUCUACAUGUCUCGGUGAUUUUCAAUAUCAUUUUCGUAUUAAUCAUGAAUCAUCAAAUUUAACAACAUACUAUCAAUAUUAUAAUUCAACUGUUCCAGCAGCAUUACAAGUUGAUAAUAAUAUAUUAUUUGGUUAUGUUAAUUUUCGACAAAAACGUGAUAAAACAAUAAAACGUGGUUUUUUCCAAAAAUCAUUUGUACUUUUAUCGAAAUUACCAUUUAUUUCACUUUUUUUAACCAUUGUUAAACAACUUGCAGUCGAUUUUUUUGAACAUGGUUUAUCAAGUUUAGAAUCAUGUUGUUAUUUAAUGGAUCAUCAAUGGCCAGAACCUGAACCUGGAAAAACUUUAUUAUUACCAUUAUUAGAUAGUGUACUUCAAAUACGUAUUCCAACACAUGGUGAUAAACCAUUUUCUCCAUCAGAUCUUGUUCAAUUUCGUACGAUUGUUAAUGAAACAUCGAUAGUGAAUACGAAUAGCAGUCAGUCAUUUAAAUUUCCUAUAGAUGAUGAUACUGAAAUUGAUGGAUCCGAACAAGAUUUAACAACUGACGUUCUACCAAAACAUGAACAACAACAACAACAACAACUGCCACGUCUUAUUCCAUUUGUGUAUGAUGUUAAUACACAUCAAUCAUUGUUAUGUGUAUUAACACAUAUUCAACUUCUAUGGGAAUUAAUAUUACUUAAUGAACCUAUUGCAAUACUUGGAAGUUUUCCAACAGAAUGUUCACAAACAAUUCAAGCACUUGUUCAUAUUAUAUGGCCAUUAAGAUAUGCAUCGGAUUAUCGUCCAUUUUUUACUAUACAUAAUAGUGAAUUUCAUGAAAUAACAUUUAAUACUUCGACAAAAACAUUAGCGUCACCACCAAAAAUUAUAAUUGGUGUGACAAAUCCAUUUUUUGCUAAACUUCUUCAUCAAUGGCCACAUGUAAUUCGGGUUGAUGAUAGUCAACAUAAAACUAAAACCAAGAAACAUGAAAGUUUUCUUCUUGUUGAACGUGAUGA